CGCACGCAGAGGAAGAAGUAGAAUAACGGUUGAAAAAAGAGUCGCGAGUUUCAGUGGCUCCAUGGUCGGCGGGUAUUUGAAGCUCGAGGCCGCUUUUAGUUUGACUGCUUUGUGUACUCGUUGUUGACAUUAGCAUCCCAUGAGCGUGUCUCAUGUGAUGAAGCUUAUUAUUGUCCCUCUGGGCUGUGUUCGCGUCUUGGUUAUAACUUUAGCGAAGACCCUUUCAGCCCGUGAGUUAAAAAGGUGACUGCCACAGGAAUGACCACUUCACAGAAAUACCAGAACCCCAAAAUCACAGCAGGACACUCUGACACAGAGUGGCUGACACCUGCCGUGUCCGAGAAGUUUCAGAGCCGUUUUGGAUGGCGGCCCAGCACAACGGACAGUGGGGACGCGGGACUGGGUACCUCUGACCACACUGAAGAUAUCUGCAGCACUAGCAGCAGUCCAUCCUUCCAGCCCAUCCGCAGUCAGAUCCCCAUCCCCACCGCCCAUGUCAUGCCUUCCACGGCCGGAACUCUGGCUUCUAAGAUCAAGCCACAUGUUUCUGAAGAAACCCGGGCGUCCUCCAGCUCUUCCAGCUCUAAGUCAUCCCUCCCCAAAUCGGCAUCCUCCCCCAACCUGGAAGCUCAGCACGAUGGAAAUUUAGAGUUGAAUGCGGUCAAGCCUGAUUGCCUAAGCCGCUAUCUCAGCCUAGUAAACGGACUCGACCACUCGCUCUUCCCCUCUGGAGAUCAGACGCGACUAGAUGAAGCCCAGAAGUUUGAUAUGCCUGCCAUGGAGCCAACUCUUAAUCAGUCAGCUCUGCUUGGGGGCCUUUGCCCUGAUGUACGGCAGCAGCUGCAAUUGACUGGGCUUGGGGACAAUACAGGCUUGCUGGAACAGACAUUUAAAGUCCUACCAGAGGCUAGGGCAGGUCUCGCUUGUCCUGUAGACCCAUACAGCCAAAGGAACAUUCAUCCAGGAUCAGGUGCCUCUGGCAGGAUGUUCUCCAUACCUCAGGGCCUGCAGACUCAUGCUUUCCUGAGGGACCAGUCCAACACAGGAGCUUAUGAUCCAAUCCUGCAGGAACGCUGUUGUGAGCUGGCCAGCUGGCAGCAGCAGAAGCAGAAACUGGAGAGUCUGCGGCUACAGGUGGAACAAAUGCAGUUAAUGACUGGAGGAAGUGGACAGUAUACAUCUCUGUAUCCAGGAACUCCUCACACGGAGAGCAGCAAGUGGGAUGCUAUCAUUAAAGCCAACGAGAACUUGCUGAAAGAGAAAGAACUUACCAUUGAAAGGCAGAAGCAGCAAAUGUCUCAGCUGGAACAGCGUCUCAGAGAGAGUGAGCUGCAGGUGCACAGUGCCCUCAUGGGACGUGGAGCCCCUUACACCGAUGUGUGUCUGUUGAGACUACAGGAAGCCCAGCGGGAAAAUGCCUUUUUGCGAGCCCAGUUUGCAGAGCGCAACGACUGCUUUACUAAGGAGAAGCUAGAAGCAGACCGGAGACUGGGUGCAGUGGAAGCAGAAACGCAACGUCUGAACGAGGCCUCGAAAGAGAGCAGUGAAAAACAUGCUGAGGAGUUAAAGAAACAAGAGGAGAGGAUCCGCAGUCGGGACAAGCACAUCAACAGCUUGAAAAAGAAGUGCCAGAAGGAGUCGGAGCAGAACAGAGAAAAACAGCAGAGGAUUGAGACGCUCGAGCGAUAUCUGGCUGACCUCCCGACCAUGGAAGACUACCAGGCCCAGCACAAAAAGCUAGAGGAGGUAGAAGAGAGGGCAGCUCAGUUGCAGGCCACUGUCAGAGAUCUAGAAGUCCAACUGGAGGGGGCCCGCAGUGCUGUGCGCAACAAAGAGACCCAACUGGAAGAGCAGAGAUGCAAGGAGAUAGAACUACUUGCGACAGUUACCAGUCUCCAGAACAGAGUACAGGAGAGCCUUGAGGAUGGAGUGAGGUUGCCCUCUCUUGACAUAGAGAAGCUACGAGAAGAAAACGCUACCUUUAAAGAAGAGCAGCAGCGACUCAAAAAGGUCAUUGAAAAACAACUCCGGAUAAUGGAGCAGCUGGGAUCAAAGAUCAGGACUCUGGAGGAGCAGCUCUCUCAGGAGGACUGCAGUAGUCAGGCCCUGCGAGAGGAGGUGUCAGAGAAAGAGGAGAGUCUGCUGCAGUUACGCACUGCUAUGAAGGAGCUUUCAGUGCAGAACCAGGAGCUGAUGGAACAUAAUCUGACACUGCAAGAGCGUCUUCAGGGUGAAGAGCCGCAGAGUGGCCGUGGUUUGCUCCCCGUGGGAGCCCGGCUCACCCAGAGGCUUUAUGGAGAGAUGGCCGCCUGUCUGUGUGACCUCCGCUCCCUCUGCAACGUCCUCACCCAGCGGGCUCAGGGCCACGACCCAAACCUCUCCAUGCUGCUCGGCAUUGCAUCAGCUCCCCCUCCUGUAGGAGAGCAGUGGGAGGACUGGUUGAGCCCCGAGGGGUUGCAGAAGAAGCUGCUUGAAGCUCAGCAACUCCGUCGAGACGUCGAGGAACUGAGAACCACAGUCUCUGACCACUAUGCUCAGGAUAUGGGAGAAAACUGCAUCACUCAGUGAGCUCGGACAGUACGGCUUGUGCUCAAUGAGGGUAACUCCACAUCACGAGUGCCUUUAAAGACACUACAAUCUCUACCUAAACAAAUCUUCUUCACGAAGGACUAACAACACUAAGGACGUUGUAAUCUCGCAAAACAGAGCGCUAUUUUUAUACAAAGGUUUCAUAAGAUAUUUUUCUAAGAUUCCGAUGACUUUGUGUGCCAUGGAAAGAGAAUGAUUUAAUAUAAACCUUUCCUUGUAUUUGGGAAUGCCUGUGAUGGAGUUGACAAACAACUGAAAAUAUCUAAUCUCUAACCUGUAGUUUCGAGUGACGCUCGGUCGUGUGUAACGACAGGUCCUUAACUAGAAUCCGUUAUUAUCUCACGGUAAACAUGCCACAUCAAACACUAAUCUAAGGCUAUGGAAAUAUUUGGCCACCUCUGGCUGUUUGAGAUGAUGUGUAAAACAUUUGAUGGUGUUAAGGUGGUGGAAAAACAUUCCCUAAUAUUAUAUAACAACCAACAUUCAAUAUGAUCAAAGGCAAACCUGCCAGAACCGUUUCAGUGUCUAGAUGUACAGAGCAUUAUGCAGACCAAUAAAUUGGGACAUUUUAAAGCAAGACAGGUUUGCUUAUUAUUAAAUUCUGGUUCUCUGUUAAAUAAAAAAGUUAUAAAAUUCUCUUCCUUAAGAUGCAUAUAAAAAUUCCGCAAACAAUGUUUAAUCAAAACUCUGUUUAAGUUGAUCUCUUAAAUAAUCAUUAUUUUCAAAGUUGUCCUGAAAACCUCAUUGCAUUAUUAGGUUAAUUAACACAGACAAAUAUAUUUUAGAAUAUAUAUUUUCUUGGUCAUAUAGUUUAAAUGGGUAACAUUUGCCUAUGGAUGUGUGUUGAGGGGCAGGACCAUCUUGCCAGUAAAAUAAUAGGAUGUAUGAUCUAUUUUGCUCUAAUCUAUAUUUACUGUCUGGUUUAGAAUUUGUUUAGUCAGCUAUAAUAACAAUAGCCACGCCAUUGAAUCAAUACAUCAGAGAAAUGAACUGGUGAAGUAAAUAUUGUAUUAAUGAAUGUCAAACAUGGUAACAGGUGCCUUGCGUUCAGUGUCGUAAUCUGUAUUUACUGAAGUUUUACAGCACAAUAUACCAAUGCAGACAACUAUUUCUCUACUGUAAUGUGUGACUGGCAAGGAAUUAGGAUUAUUUUACAAAAAGGGACCAUAAAUUGAGGGCAGUAUUGCAUGGUAAAUAGUCUUUGGUCCAGAAACAUCACUAACAAGUGUGAAUGUAAUUAGAUGAGGCAGCAGAUGUGUUUUCUGUUAUAAGAUCUUAAUACAAAACCAGCCAGCCAAGCUUUAUAUGCCAAAAACUUUAUAACAACACACUAAAUGUCUCUGUUUAUAUUUUAUAUAUAUAUAUAUAAAUAUUUCUUAAUUGUUUCCGUUUUUAGAAAUAAAGAUUUGUGUUUCAUAUGUAACAUUA
This is a messenger RNA of Pimephales promelas (fathead minnow), 4017 nucleotides long. It is a transcript of the gene cep85, whose product is annotated as centrosomal protein 85. The record is from RefSeq and is a predicted model, not a curated record. NCBI's taxonomy places the organism in Eukaryota, Metazoa, Chordata, Actinopteri, Cypriniformes, Leuciscidae. Gene Ontology annotation, cellular component: centrosome.